This is a messenger RNA of Rubroshorea leprosula, 2254 nucleotides long. The record is from the annotation of a GenBank genome assembly. Lineage: Eukaryota; Viridiplantae; Streptophyta; Magnoliopsida; Malvales; Dipterocarpaceae.
CACGAUUCUCUUCUUUCCAAAAGAAUAAACACAAUCCUUUCUCAAGUGGAGGGUGGAGACUUCUUCAAUCAUAUUCUCAGAUUGUUUGAUUAUUUAAAUGAAUCCCUCCUCACCAGAAGCAUACCUAAAAUUCUCUAGUUUCCAAUACUCAUUUAAAAAAAAAAAAUUUGUUCUCAGUUCAAUCUCUCUCUGAAGGAAGAGAACAUAUUAAUUCGUCCAUGAAUGCUGCGUUGUAUCCUUGACAAGUGACAACUUGCCUCUUUUCUUUCCUCUGUUACCCAUUAUUUCAUAUGGCUUUAAAACUGACCUACCAAGCAAAGGACAUGAUUCAAUGCCUCUGCCCAUGAGUGCUAUUUUGCUUACAACCAACACUUCUUGUGCUUUUUCAUUGUUUCUUUGUGGUAAAGACUUUUGUUUAGAUUGGCUGGUUUUCUGCUCAAAUGAGUAAGAACCCAUUUCAGCAGAACCAUGAAACCAUGACAAUGUGUGAGCUUUUCAAGAAAUUCAAGCGCUUUAAACUGUUUGAGCCGUCUUUGGGAGUUCUGGGGUUCUUUCUUGUUGUGUUUUGUGUGAUUUGCUGCUUCUUUUAUUUGGAUUACAGGGCUGUGGCUAAAGGGUAUGCAAUUCCUGCACAAUCAGAGAGGUUCUUGUGGUUGGAAUUGAAUGGGUCGUCUAGUGAGAUUAAGAGAGUUGAGUUUUUGGGGGAGCAGGGGAAUGAUUGCAAUGUGUUUGAUGGUGAUUGGGUGUGGGAUGAAGGGUAUCCUUUGUAUCAAUCCAAAGAUUGCAGCUUUUUGGAUGAGGGGUUUAGGUGUACAGAGUAUGGGAGGCCUGACUUGUUCUACACCAAGUGGAGAUGGCAACCCAGACGUUGCAACUUACCCAGAUUUGAUGGGAAAGUAAUGUUGGAGAAACUACGGAACAAGCGCUUAGUGUUUGUAGGGGAUUCUAUUGGAAGAAAUCAAUGGGAGUCAUUCCUCUGCAUGCUUUCUUCUGCCGUUCCCAAUAAGGACUCAAUAUACGAAGUGAAUGGUAGCCCAAUCACAAAGCAUAAAGGUUUCUUGGUUUUCAUGUUUAAGGACUAUAAUUGUACUGUGGAGUACUACAGAGCUCCAUUUCUCGUCCUGCAAAGCAGGUCACCAGCUGGCUCUCCAGAAAAGAUUAAGACAACCCUGAAAUUGGACCAAAUGGAUUGGGACUCUAGCAGGUGGAGAAAUGCAGAUGUGCUGAUCUUCAAUACUGGGCAUUGGUGGAACUAUGAGAAGACCAUAAGAGGGGGGUGUUACUUUCAAGUAGGGACAAAAGUGAAGAUGGAGAUGAAGGUGGAACAAGCAUAUCGGAAGUCCAUAGAGACUGUGAUGCGUUGGAUACACAAUGAGGUAAAUGUGAGCAAGACCCAGGUCUUCUUUCGCACAUUUGCUCCUGUACAUUUCAGGGGAGGUGAUUGGAAAUCUGGAGGGAGCUGCCACUUGGAGACGCUCCCAGGGCUCAGAACAUCAUUGGUGUCAUCUCAAACUUGGGGACUAGUCAAGGUAGUUGGUGAUGUGUUGGCAACUUAUUCAAACACAUCACUGUCAACGGGACUUGACAUAUUAAACGUAACCCAGAUGACAGCACUGAGGAAAGACGGGCAUUCAUCUUUGUAUUAUUUGGGUCCCAAAAGCCCUGCACCACUGCAUAGGCAAGACUGCAGCCAUUGGUGUCUACCUGGAGUUCCUGAUGCAUGGAACGAGCUACUUUAUGCACUUUUCCUAAAGCAUGAUAAUUCUCGUACGUUGAACUCAUCAGUCAUCAACAACAUAUAAACUCCAGGUUCGAUUCAAGAACAAAGCCUCUAAGUUUAUACACCCGUCUCACUCCAGGUUCGAUUCAAGAACAAAGCCUCUAAGUUUAUACACCCGUCUCGAAGAUACAAGCUUUUUACACAGCAAUGAUGUGGUUUCUCCACAUUGAUCAAAAGAACAAUUGAAGAUACAGGUUCAGCCAUAAGGAUUAGGCGGGACUGGCAGAGUUAGGUGUUAGAAUUUAGAUUAUGGUUCCUAUAGAUUGUGGAACCCAAAUUUUCCAGCUGGUUAGGGGGCAUGGAUUCUAGGAAUAAAGCUUUGGGGACAAUUUUUACGGUGGUCAUUCUCUUGUGAUGAUAUCAUUGGUUCACCAAUGGAAAAAUGUAAUUAGCACAUUUUUGUUUAUAUAAUAUGUAUAAUGAGUGAACAGAAGGUCUAAUUCCAAGUUUGCUUAAUAUAUUGCAGCCAGUGAA